AUGAAAUACGCACGAAUGCCUAUCGAGAUCGAAUCUCCCGAGGAAUACGGAUAUGAAAAGAUCAAAUAUAACCUCUCAGAGAGCUCCUGCUCCGAUCAGUGCCUAGAGUCCCUGAACCUCAAGAUCCCGAACCUCACUCUGCUCUACAACGAACACCGUGGUGGCUCGAAGCUGCGACAGCUCAUUGCGGAGCAGUCCGGCGUCACUAAAGACGAUGUACUCAUCACGUCGGGAGCGGCAGGUGCGCUCUUCAUCAUCGCUACGUCGCAGCUCACGGCUGCUGACCAUUUGGUGGUGAUGCGACCCAACUAUGCGACCAACUUGGAAACGCCCAGGGCUAUUGGCUGCGAAAUCAGCUUUGUCGACCUCGAGUUCGGAGCCGGCUUUCAACCCGACAUUGCUUCGCUAAAAGAUGCUUUGAGGCCCAAUACCAAGAUUGUGUCUAUUACCGCGCCGCACAAUCCUACUGGCACUUGCAUCUCUAGGGCUGAUCUGGAUGAGCUUGUUGCAAUCACCAAGGCCAACGGUUCCAUCCUGCUCGUCGACGAGACCUAUCGAGAUGUCAGCUACACUACUCCGCUCCCCGUCGCCUCGUCUCUCGCGGAUCAUGUCAUCAGCGUGUGCUCCCUAUCCAAGUCGUACGGGAUUCCGGGAAUCAGAUUGGGGUGGUUGACCACGCAAAACAAGAAACUACAAGAGACGUUCCUGGCUGCCAAGGAGCAAAUCUCUAUCAGCGGAAGCGUAAUAGACGAAUGGAUUGCCGAAUCCAUGCUAUCCAACAGAGACAAAAUCCUCUCCGCCACCAACGCGGAGCAAAAGGCUCGCCUUGACAUCGUAGCGGAGUGGAUCGAGAAGGAAGACCUGUUGGAGUGGGUUCGCCCCGUGGGCGGCGUAGUUUGCUUCCCUCAUAUGAAAACGGAGCCCGUUGGCGGCACCGCGGCGUUUUACAAGCGUUUGCUGGAGGAGCAUGGCACCUACGUCGGCCAGGGACACUGGUUCGAGAUGCCUGAUACCUUCUUCCGCGUCGGCUUCGCGUGGCCAACUAGGGAAGAGCUUCGGGGUGGCCUAGCUGCCAUCUCUCAGGCUCUCCGUGGUUAA
This is a messenger RNA of Clonostachys rhizophaga, 1098 nucleotides long. The record is from the annotation of a GenBank genome assembly. Lineage: Eukaryota; Fungi; Ascomycota; Sordariomycetes; Hypocreales; Bionectriaceae.